Molecule: messenger RNA, 393 nt
Organism: Pistacia vera
Lineage: Eukaryota; Viridiplantae; Streptophyta; Magnoliopsida; Sapindales; Anacardiaceae
Product: repetitive proline-rich cell wall protein 2-like
Exons: 1
Coding region: 1-393 (130 amino acids)
Molecular function (GO): structural constituent of cell wall
Source: RefSeq, a predicted model, not a curated record
AUGUCUCUCACCUAUUUGCUAGUACUGCUCCUUGGAGCUUUGCUUCUCCCCUCUCCAUCUCUCGCUAACUAUGGCUAUAAGCCACCCGUUUACACGCCCCCCGUAGAGAAGCCACCAGUCUACAAGCCCCCCGUUGAGAAGCCACCAGUCUACAAGCCCCCCGUGGAGAAGCCACCAGUCUACAAGCCUCCCGUGGAGAAGCCACCAGUCUACAAGCCUCCCGUGGAGACGCCACCAGUCUACAAGCCUCCCGUGGAGACGCCACCUGUCUACAAGCCUCCCGUUGAGAAGCCGCCAGUCUACAAGCCCCCUGUUGAGAAGCCACCAACUUACAAGCCCCCUGUUGAGAAGCCACCAACUUACAAGCCCCCAUCUCCUUAUCAACACAACUGA